GGGCCAUUUAAAUGUGUGUGAGGGAGCCUGUGAAAUGGCUGCGCAGGUCGCUCCGGUGCGCGCAGUGUCCCGGGCCCCGGAGGAGCCGCCCCCGCUCCCCUCAGGGGACCGGCCCGGCCGGCCUCGCGGUGGCGGGCGGCGGCGGCGGGGAGGCCCCCCCGGUGAGGCGGCGGGCGGCAAGCGGGCCCGGCUGAGCCAGCCGCUGCUGGCGGGGCCCGGCCCGGCGGAGCCGCUGCCCCCGGCCGCCCUGCCCGGCCUGCCCGCCGCCGCGGGGCUCUUCACGUUCUCCCCGCUCAGCCUGCCGCCGCCCGAGGAGCGCCGCCACCACCACCACCGCCAUCGCCCCGCCGCCGGCCCCGAGCCCGGCCGCCUGGCCGCCGGGCAGCCGCAGAAGGCGAGGCGGGGCAGCCCCGCGGACGGGGCAGCCGGGCGGCCCAGCAAGCGAGAAACACCAGAUGAAAAUGGCAAAACCCAGCGAGCUGACAGUCUCAUUAUGAAGAAGAUAAAGAAAAAAAAGAAAAAGAAACACCGGGAAGAUAUGAGGGGAAAGCGCCUGAAGAUGUACAACAAAGAGGUGCAGACGGUGUGUGCUGGACUCACUCGCAUUGACAAAGAGACUCUGUCUCAAGGACAGUGUGAUAACUUAGAAAUGAACAAGGAAUCCUUCAGGUACCUGAAGGACGAGCAGCUCUGCAGACUGAAUUUGGGGAUGCAGGAAUAUCGAAUACCCCAGGGAGUACAAACACCGUUUGUGACGCACCAGGAGCAUUCUGUUCGCAGCAGCUUCUUGAAAACUGGCACUAAAUUUAGUAACUUCAUUCAUGAAGAACAUCAGUCCAAUGGCGGUGCUCUGGUCCUUCAUGCUUACAUGGAUGAACUCUCAUUUUUGUCUCCAGUGGAGAUGGAGAGAUUUGCAGAAGAGUUUCUUGCGUUGUCAUUCAGUGAAAACGAUAAAAACGCAGCUUACUAUGCUUUAGCCAUAGUACAUGGAGCAGCUGCUUAUUUACCAGACUUCCUGGAUUACUUUGCUUUUAACUUUCCAAACACUCCAGUGAAAAUGGAAAUCUUGGGCAAGAAGGACAUUGAAACUACGACGAUUUCGAAUUUUCACUCUCAGGUCAAUCGAACGUACUGCUGUGGAACCUACAGAGCAGGACCCAUGCGGCAGAUCAGCCUCGUUGGAGCGGUGGAUGAAGAAGUCGGGGACUACUUCCCAGAAUUUCUAGAUAUGUUAGAAGAAUCUCCAUUUCUUAGAAUGACUCUGCCCUGGGGAACCCUUUCUAGUCUCCGACUUCAGUGCAGGUCACAAAGUGACGAUGGUCCCAUCAUGUGGGUGAGACCAGGGGAGCAGAUGAUCCCAACAGCUGAUAUGCCAAAAUCGCCAUUCAAACGGCGCCGGUCAAUGAAUGAAAUAAAGAAUCUGCAGUACCUACCUCGGACCAGCGAGCCCCGCGAGGUUCUGUUUGAGGACAGGACGAGAGCUCACGCUGACCAUGUGGGCCAAGGCUUUGACUGGCAGAGCACAGCUGCGGUGGGCGUGCUGAAGGCUGUGCAGUUCGGGGAAUGGAGUGACCAGCCUCGUAUAACCAAAGACGUGGUUUGUUUUCAUGCUGAAGAUUUCACUGACGUUGUGCAGAGACUUCAGCUGGACCUGCACGAACCUCCAGUGUCACAGUGUGUUCAAUGGGUGGAUGAAGCCAAACUAAACCAAAUGAGACGGGAAGGCAUUCGCUAUGCUAGGAUUCAGUUGUGUGACAAUGACAUCUACUUCAUCCCUAGAAAUGUCAUUCAUCAGUUCAAAACAGUGUCAGCAGUCUGCAGCUUAGCCUGGCACAUCAGACUUAAACAAUAUCACCCUGUGGGGGAGACUUCUCAAAACGCAGAAAGCAAUUCAAGCUUGAACAGUAGUGUUCCUGGACAAACAGAGUCAGCAGGUGAAGCCCAGGGCGCGAGUGUCAAAAUAGAGGCGGAAGAAGCAGGUGUAGACACGCAGCUUCCCGCAGGGCUGCUCUCCUCCUCUGGUUCUUCAAUAUCAGGACUUGUGCAACCCCAUCAGGUGGCCCAGCCCCUUCCAGGUUUUAAGAUAGAGUCUGAUCAGCAACACAAUCCACAGGAUCAUGCAGGCUCUUCUGUGUGAUAUGUAUAUAAUCAAACGUUUUUUUAACAACUUUUUAAAAUUUUGAUGUGAAGUUAUAGUUUUAUAACUGGCUUAUGUUUUAUUGGAGAAAUCUUGCCUAUAAUUCUAUAAAGAAAGGUGACAUUCCAAAAUGUCAAGCAUAUCUUUUUUACACAGAUUAUGCAAAAUUCAAGUUGUAUUUUAACCCCUUAGUACAACCUGUACCAGUGGUCUACCACUUCUUUCUGUUUAAGUAAAGAGAUAUUGAAUAUCUCCUCAAAGUCAGAAUGAAAUUCCUCCAGGAACAUAAGAUUGAACUGUAUUGGUCAAUGUUAUUUCCCUACUUUUACUUUAUCUCUAAUCUCCACCAGGAAGUGAUGCUUUUGUAGAAGACUUGCAAAGUGACUUUCCCACAUCAUUUUAAUUGCUUAAAAAAAAGUAAAGAGAAAGCACAGCACUUUUGAUGAUUUGUGAAAUUUUUGGUAUGUCUGUUCUUGACACGUUGGUUUAUAUACAAGUUGGGUUUAUAUACAAACUACAGAAACUGAUCUUUAUUUCUUACCGUUCCUACAAAGGUAAAAUUAACUGAAGUGUCUGAUCCUGUUGCCAUGCAAUGACUUGCUGACCUAGCGCUUCUCAUAGCACCGCUUCUGUUUGGCGUGAGGGUUUUGCUUCCAAAACACAUCUUCCCUGAACGUGGUUAAUACUAGCGUCAAAAUUAGUGAACCUAUCGGUAGUCUCAUGGAGGAAACCGCUACCUUUGAGCACUUUAAGGCUUUAAAAUACUAACCAACUUGGCAGCUUGUUUUGACCAGGUCGUACCGUGUCCGAUGGAACCACACUUGCCCUUGUACUGAUGCACUUACUGCAAUAGCGUUGAGUUGGUGACUCCCCCAGUAAGGCUGUCCUUACUCUAGGAAGUUCUGUGUAACUAUUUCACAAUAAAAAGAAGUAUUCUGGCAUUGGACUGCUGUUUCCAUGUGUAGCUUUUGGGUGCCCAGGUACUGUGGAAAACAAAAUCAGUGGCACGUGCUAAAUAUGUAGAGUGUCAGCUAUCAACCGUUUUUAAACAAUCUUUCAAUAUUUCUGGAUGUUAACAUGUAAUCUGUAUUUGCCUUUCACCCCGUUCGUUACUGCUCUUUCCAGUCAUCAAAAGGAAAAGUCCUGUCCCUUCCUCCCUGUUCCCCUCCCCACAUUUAGAGUACAAGCUGGGUUUUGGUGCAACUUAAGCCGUCUCCAGAUAACUUUGUUCUAAUCCUCACUGGGGUAGGAAAGAUUUGAAACACUAUGUUAGACUAGACAAAAGUAAAGAUGCCGUGUUAGUUCGGGAUGCAUCUUUUUAAUAUCAAUUAUUACUCUUCUCUUUAUAAGGGUCUCUAAAAUAUGUUACUCUAUUAUAAAUCUUACUUUGUGCAAUAUUGUUUGUGUAGGCUUUUAUAUACAUAUUAGCACCUCAGUGUAGAGGUCACUAUUUUAAACUGAUAGGAAAAUAAUCAUCAGAAGAUACUGCAGUGAUUAGUUAGAACCUGUAUUACUCCUUAUGUGUAUGUAUGUAUUGUCUUCGGUACAAAAAUGAGGACUAGGAAAUAUUUCAAUUUAAAACUAAUUUACAGAUUGAAGUGGUAGUGACUCGUUUAGUAAUCUGUGUAAAUAAGGUGUUAGAAUGGAAAGCUUUUAUGAUAAAAAGUAAUGUGAUUCAUGCAGGGGUGUAAUUUAAUCUUAGCAGAAGUUCUAGAUGACCCAGACCGGUUCAUAAAUGAGCCGUCUGUUCUCUGGUGGGUUUUUUUCCACUUUUUACGUUGAGAGGAAUUUCAUAGCUUUAAGGGUUGUGCAAAGUAAAAUUCCUCACAGGCAAUAGUGGUUUCAGUUCAUCCUUCCCAUUCAAAGAUGGUAUUACAAAGGGUGUUCUUUCCUUUUGACGAAGUCUGCUAGUCUUCCAAGUGCCCAUCUCGCUUCUCACACGUGCAAUUCUCGGGUCGUGUCGGCAGAGGAACAACUGAGUUCUUUGACAGCCAGCGCCGGUACAACCGCUCAGGAACUGACAAACCUGCAGCUGCCACCAUCAUUCUGCAACUGUAACUUAUAAAGGCAGAAUAAACAGAUGAAGAGCCCCCAUACACCAGCUUGUCCAGUUUAUAGCGCGAGUGGAAAUAGGAUGAAGAGGGAAUCUGCUUUGGAAGUCCUCUGUGAAUUCUGAUAGCGUGUUUUCAGUUGGCUAAAGGAAGAAGAACACAGUGGCUCAAGUUGCUUUCAGAGCUUUAGUGUCACUUGGGAUAGAGGUGAGCAGCUCAGUUGUGUUAGGAGCAGAUUAGCAAAACGCAGUUUAAAGAACUACCAGUUGGCUUCAGUCUCCUCUCUCCUUCAGCCGUGCUGCGAGUCAUUUUGUGCAGGUACCUGACGCAUUCUCUUCCAGGAAGGUGGGACGCUCAGCCGGGUGUUCUCAGGGGAUUUAUAACCAACAUUUCCACAGGUAUAGGUGUUGCCAUACAGAAAAAGGGCUCUGUGCUGCGCUCUGCCUGUUGCAGCAUCGUUCCCCUGGACCAGGCUCAUGGGCUGAGCUUUUCCCAUGGGCUGAGCUCAAGUCCUUAGUCUGGUGCGGGCGGCUCCAGGCCUGAGUCAACUGAGUAAUAAAGGCUGAAAUUAGAGGUUUGGAGGGGUGCUGAGUGUUGGCAGAGGGGGGAAGGUUUGGUUCUACCCCCAGAAAAGUGGCCCCUCUCCCCUAAAUCUCAUCCUGUAUAUUCUGUGCUGUCCAGAGAGCAAACCCCACGGUGUGGGGAGGCGUCUGCAGGACACUCCGUGUCUAGAGAAACACACACGCUUCUAAUUCCUUUGUACAACAUGUAAAGAGACUCCUCUAUUGCUGGUUCGUGAUUAUUUCUGUUUAAAUUUCACUUUGAUUGGCAGCUAUGAUUUCUUUUUCUGUGGUUUUAAUUUAUCUAAGGUCUCUGCCUCCAAGGACGUGUACAAUUGCCUGGAAGACUGUUUGCUUUGUGCGGCCUUAGUAUAUUUAUUGACAUUAGCAAGUGUUGGAGGAGGUUUUCCCAUGGUUGUGGCUGAGCCUCGCUGUGAAUGCUCGAGCGGCAGUAGCUGUACACCAGUGUCAAACUGUUACGCGAUUUCUUUGUAAAAUAGUCCAACGGAAUGCAUAGAAUUUUUUUCCUGUAAAGUAUUUUUUUAAUAAACAAAAAGUCUGAUUUUUGUCCUUUA
Molecule: messenger RNA, 5323 nt
Organism: Columba livia (rock pigeon)
Lineage: Eukaryota; Metazoa; Chordata; Aves; Columbiformes; Columbidae
Gene: RSBN1
Product: round spermatid basic protein 1
Exons: 7
Coding region: 35-2137 (700 amino acids)
Cellular component (GO): nucleus
Source: RefSeq, a predicted model, not a curated record